UUGUUUCCUGGGCGCACGAGCGCAUUCAGCACUCUUCAGCACUGUCCAACACAGAGCUGUCCACUUGUGUAACCGCUAUUAGAAUAUUAGAAAUCAAGUCAUGACUUCGUGCCGCUCGCGAUCCUGUAGCCGUUUCUGUUCAACCCCAGUGUUCGCGAUUUUGCGAAACGCGUGACGUGCCUUGACAGUACCGAUGCGGACAAUAGUAUUAUUACUGAUCAUUCAGUGCAGACGACAAUGUCUGGAAGCAGCGAUUCCGAAGAAUUUUUUGAUGCGGAGGAUGAUACUUCCCACCGCAAUUCACGGAAAAGUAAACAACGUGAUUCUACCAGCACUGAAAAUACUGAAAUACAAAUUAAGGAUGUAUCAGAUGCUUCUAAAAAAUCUGACGAUGAUGUUUUUGUGAAACCUGCAGAACCAAAGGAACCUGUACCUAUAAAAUGUAUGCCUAGUAAAGAUAAAUCUGAGGAAGAUGGAAAGGAAUCAAGCACUGAUAAGAUCGUGGGCAGGAGGAGAUUUCGUGAACUUAGACAGCGUAUGCAAACAGAGGAUGAUGAUAUCCCAAUUAAUAAUUCCCCUCCAGAUAGUCAAACAUCAUCUAUCGAGGGUGUUUAUCCUACUCCUUCAAAAACAACUCAUCCCUUUAGAAUCAUAGAACAUGAUGCUCUUAGUCUACAGAGUAUGACAUCUUUAGGACGAGUGGGUAGAAUUUUAGCUGGAGUUGGAGACAGUGCUUCCGUUGUACUUGUAACAAAUGUACCCCAGUAUCCCCCUUCUGGCAUCCUUACCCGUGAUAGUCAAAUGUCCUCCAUUGCUAGUAUACCAAGCAAAGACGAGGACACGAUGUCUGGUAAGGUGUCCCAGUCGUCCAGUAUCCUUACAUUAUCAGGGGAUAUCCUACAGGAAUCCUCUGUUAACGGUAGGUCUAACUGUGCUCCUCGCUCGCAAAAUGAUAAGACUGUUAUACUUCAAGAGCCCGAUGUCAUCGCUAGUACAAAGAAUAAUGGAAAGUCAAGCGAAGAUGUUACCGUGAUUGGAAUACCUGUUGCACCGCCAAGACGUAAAAAGAAGCCAAAAGCUCAGACACCUACUGAUCUUGCUCCUUCCACAACGGAAUUAGUCUUACCUGCUUCACCAUUACCAAGUCCAGCAAGUACUAUUGAGUCGAUCACUAGAGAAUUUGAGCAUUCUCUUGAUAUUCGAUCUGCUACAAAGGGACAGUAUGUUGUUAAACCACAAGAUGAAGUUAAGUCGAAAGCGGAAGGACCAUCGGCUGAAGAAUUGGAAAGAAUAGAAAGAGCAAAAGCAGAAUUAAUGAGUUUGAGAUCGAGCGAUAAAUCAAGUAGUCCAGUGGGAUCCAUGUCUAGUAACAGCAUUGGCCGUUAUUCUUUAGGUCCUCAUAAAUUUUCGGGUUUAAGUCCUUCGGGUUCGAAAGAGAGACGAAAAUCGGCUGGUGAUCAAGAUAUGAUUAAACAGUUGAAUAUGUUUGUGAGAACAAGAACGGAUUCUGGAAAACGUUUAACGGACAUGGAAAUUUUAGAACAAGUAACUGUACUAAACCUAGACACUGGAGAAAGAGUGCCAUUAAGUAUAGCGGAAGAUAAAUUACCACAGUGUAUUAACCCUUUGUCGCUUCAUAUAAUGAGACUUACUUCCGAAUAUAUAAGUAAUUCUAGUCUGGAGAAGGAAAAAGAAAGCGACGAGGAAAGCGUCGACAGUAAAAUGUCUAGUAUACCACCAGACGAAGACGUAGCCGUUGGUAGAGUUCGAAAGAAAACUCAAAAGUUGAAACGAUUCUUAGGAUCUACUGUAAAAAAAACGAUGGACAAAGCAAAAUCUAUCGCGCAGGAAGUAUCUCACGCCAGACACAAAGAAGACGUUAUGGAAAUAGUAGAUGAAGUUUAUCCCGGUGAACAGCAAUACAUUAAAUUGAAAGCGUCCAAUAGUCACAAAGGACCAUAUGAAUUUAGUUGGUUACAGCACGUUCAAGACUUAAGUGGUGAACACGUGGGCCCUGUUUGGUGUAUGAAAUUUUCUGCUUGUGGACGAUUGCUCGCUACGGCAGGACAAGAUCGAGUUCUAAGAAUUUGGGUUUUACGCGAUGCGUUCACGUACUUUCAAGACAUGCGAACGAAAUACAAUGCCGAGAAAGUUAGUCCAACUCCUUCGCAAGAAUCCCUGGUCUCGCAACAAUCCAUGGAAGAUCCUAAUGUUGUGGCUAGUGCCUUAAGUGAAAUAGAGGGGACAAAAAGUCCUUUUAUGCCAAAGCCAUUCUGCACUUACGCCGGCCAUACCUCAGACUUGCUCGAUGUUUCAUGGUCUAAAAAUUAUUUCGUUUUAUCAUCGUCAAUGGAUAAAACUGUGCGACUUUGGCAUAUAUCGCGAAAGGAAUGCUUAUGCUGUUUCCAGCACAUCGAUUUUGUUACGGCGAUAGUGUUUCAUCCUCGCGAUGAUCGAUAUUUUCUCUCAGGGUCUUUAGACGGUAAACUUCGUCUCUGGAAUAUUCCGGACAAGAAAGUAGCUGUAUGGAACGAAGUCGAUGGACAAACUAAGUUAAUUACCGCCGCAAACUUUUGCCAAAAUGGAAAAUUCGCAGUUGUGGGCUCGUACGAUGGCCGAUGUAUAUUUUACAAUACGGAUCAGUUGAAGUAUCACACGCAAAUACACGUUCGAUCGACGAGAGGUAAAAAUUCCACGGGAAGAAAAAUUAGUGGUAUCGAACCAAUGCCGGGGGAAGAGAAAAUUUUGGUCACGUCAAACGAUAGUCGUAUUCGUUUGUACGAUUUACGAGAUUUAAAUUUAUCGUGCAAAUACAAAGGUUACGUUAACGUCAGUAGUCAGAUUAAAGCGAGUUUCAGCCCUGACGGACAGUACAUAGUUAGUGGUUCGGAAAAUCAGUGCAUUUAUAUCUGGAAGACCCAUCACGAUUACUCCAAAUUCUCGAGUGUACGCAGAGAUCGAAAUGACUUUUGGGAAGGUAUAAAAGCUCACAACGCUGUAGUUACAUGCGCAGUAUUUGCACCAAAUCCAGAUAGUAUUAUUAAGCAGAUCGAAGAAAGAGAGCAGUGGAGGGAAAAUAAGGAAGAUGUAACAAAUCUAGGUAGUUCAACUGUAGAAGUUCCUCCUGUUGAUCCCGUGGUUGAACAGCGCACUAAAGGUUGCGGUGGACACGUUCUUGUAAGCGCUGACUUCAACGGCUGCAUAAAAGUUUUUCUAAAUAAAACAAGACCUAAGCACAGUUCCCUACCCGCAUCUGCUCUCGCAUAACACAGUACUGCAUUCAUCUAUGCACUGUUGUAAUAAUUAGACAAGAGUAAGAACGCCAAUAUAUUAUACGCGUAUAUUUGUUUUACCUCAGUGAACGAUGUAGGGCUCACUGUAAGCUGUUUUUCAAGGUAAACGUGAUUGUACUAAAAAUUUGCGACGACAAAAUAUUUUGGAAUGCAUGCUAAAAGGAUUAUUUCACAAUAAGAAAGCUUCUAACGCAUAGUUAGUAAUACCAAAUCACCCAUAAGUUUGAUGCUCGAACAAUGUUCGCUUUCCUUAUUAAAUUGAGCAGCAAAUUAUUAAUCGUAAAGUGAAUAAUAAUCUUCGCAUACUGUUAUAAUUAUAAUGUCUACUAAAGCUUUAAGUAAGCCAUAUGAAACACAUAGAUUUAUAACAUAAUGUAUUUUUAACAAUUUUUUUUUUUAAAUUCGACAUUAUAUUUUUAUCGAUUUUUCUUGUAUCAUAUGUUUUUUUUUUUCGGUGCUGGUCCACUGCGAUCAUAUACAUUUAUAAUGGCUUUGCCAAAGCUAUGUUGCAGCGUAUACAUAUGCAUUUUGCAACAUAAUAUUGGCAAUGUUCGUUUCAAUUAAUUUAUAGAAGGAAAGAGCACCUUGGUGAAAAACAAAGUAUAAGCAAGCACGCAAGAGUAAUGGUCGAAUAGAACAACAAUCGAUUGAAUCGUAUAGAUUGAACCGAAAAAACUUAUAAAUAUAUCUUGGUGAUUUAUCGUUAGGCAAUGUUGAAUAGUAUCUACAUAGUUUAAUGAAUAUCAAACUGGGUUUUCGAAUCCUGAUGGUUUCUAAAAGUAUUGCUCUAGAACUUUACCGUGAUAAGAUAGUGUAAUACAUCGAAGACAAUAUGAGAAAAAAAAAGAUAAAAAAACAACAAAACAAUGAGGUGGUUCGAAGUUAAAAAUGCAUCAUCGUUAAGUUUUUCUACGAACGCAGUUUAUAUUUUAGAGACUACAUCACAUGUUCAAUAUGAAAGUUAUAGUUCGACAUAACCAUAUGGAUCAAAUGAUUUGACGUUACGCUCUAUAUAAAGCAGAUAUAAUUCGACCGAUUAAUGUAAGUGCAAGGUUUGCCUUGCAUUGACACAUUAUGUACCGUAGAUGUUAUUAUAUGCUCACAACACUCGCUAUGUUCAGUGCUCGACAGAAUGUCGCAAUCGCGUGUCGUUUAGACCUGAUUUAAAAUGGUGUUGCGCGGAAUACCGAUUUCGCAACGUGUCAAUUAUAGCGGCAAACAAAAAAAAAAACAGAGUACCGUGUAAUUCAUCAAACGACGGAUUAAAACGCUGCUCGAAACUCUGCAUUUCGCGAUUCUCGAUCUAACAAACAA
Molecule: messenger RNA, 4607 nt
Organism: Hylaeus volcanicus
Lineage: Eukaryota; Metazoa; Arthropoda; Insecta; Hymenoptera; Colletidae
Product: WD repeat-containing protein 44
Exons: 6
Coding region: 238-3267 (1009 amino acids)
Molecular function (GO): protein binding
Source: RefSeq, a predicted model, not a curated record